ACAAGAGACAGUGUCAAGAUGAUCGUGUUCUGGGUUACACUGCUUCUUCUUCAUCAGGGAUAUACACUGGUUCCAGUGACCACAGUUCAACUUGGUGAACCUGCAACCUUCAUGUGUGUUUUGCCAAAAAAGUGGAACAAUGAAAAUAUUCACUGGUACAAGCAGAGUGCCGGGGAAAAUCUGAAAUUAAUUGUAUCACUUAUUACAAAUACAAAUCAUGAAUAUGGACCAGAGUUUCCUACCUCAAGAUUUGAAGCAAAAGUUAAUGAGAAUAUUAGCAGUCUGACUAUUUUAAAGACAAAACAAGAAGAUGAGGGAAUGUAUCACUGUGCAUUCAUGGACUGGAUCAAUAAUUCUUGGAAUGCGACCUAUUUGUCAUUAAGAGUCCAUCCAGGAGACUCAGUGACUCUACAGUGUUCAGUCCUCUCUGACUCUGAGAGCAAGACGUGUUCAGAAGAAGACAGUGUGUUCUGGUUGAGAGCCAGAUCAGAUAAAUCUCAUCCAGACAUCAUCUACGCUGAUGGAAACAGACAUGAUGAAUGUGACAAGAGUCAGAAACGCUGUAUUUAUCACUUCUCUAAGAACGUCAGCUCCUCUGAUGAUGGGACUUACUACUGUGCUGUGGCCACAUGUGGGGAGAUAUUAUUUGGAAAUGGAUCAAAACGGCAAAUCGAGCGAACAGUGAGUUGUAAAUUUACGGCAAUGGUGAUAGGAGGAAUGGUCUGCCUGAUCAUUUCUGUGAUUGGAAAUAUUGUUUUCAUCUGUUACCGAACUCCAAGAGCAAGAUGUGAACAAUUUAGAGGAAUAGAAAGCGUCUCUUCACAAUCACGACACGACAACUCGAUCCCACCAGUCAAUGAUAAUACUGAAGGUGGAGAUGAUCUGAACUAUGCUGCGCUGCAUUUAUCUGGUAGAAAAGCUACAAGAGGAAGGAAGAAGAGAGAGACUGAAGAAAGUGUGUAUUCUCAAGUUAAAUGCCAAAUGUGAACGUGUGUGUCUGUGAAAAUCUGUGAGUUGGUUCAUAGUACUGACCUCUUACAGAAAUAAACAAUUAAAUGUUGCAAGUUCCCUUCUAACUUCAGUGAGAAUGACAAGAUUUAUGAUAGAAAUUAUACUGUAGCAUAGAGACAUGCUCUUUCUGUUCCACGUUUUAUUGUACACUGAUCCUAGCAUCAUAUUAUGUGUUUGUAUUUGCUUAUUAUUCUUUUACUUUCAAAUUAUUAGGUGGAUUUAUUAAAAAUAAUACAUAAAAAACUCUAUACAGCAAAGGGGCAUGUAUAUCUUAUUUAAAGAACUAUUUUUGAAUGCUUCAUAGUUCAUGAUGGAAACGAUUUUUUAAAAUCAAUUCUGAUGUCAUCAAAAUCAACAUUUGUUAAUAAA
This is a messenger RNA of Larimichthys crocea (large yellow croaker), 1380 nucleotides long. RefSeq lists its product as uncharacterized. Gene Ontology annotation, biological process: response to bacterium. Lineage: Eukaryota; Metazoa; Chordata; Actinopteri; Sciaenidae. The record is from RefSeq and is a predicted model, not a curated record. The transcript is spliced from 6 exons. Bases 19 to 987 code for a protein of 322 amino acids.